This is a messenger RNA of Juglans regia (Persian walnut), 1622 nucleotides long. Its product is annotated as 50S ribosomal protein L1. Bases 92 to 1357 code for a protein of 421 amino acids. The transcript has 10 exons. NCBI's taxonomy places the organism in Eukaryota, Viridiplantae, Streptophyta, Magnoliopsida, Fagales, Juglandaceae. The record is from RefSeq and is a predicted model, not a curated record.
UUUUAUUUUUUGAUAUCACAUACUACACAGUUAAAACCCCAAACUCCCUGAAAAACCCCACCUCUCUACCUCUAUCGGUGAUCUGACUUCCAUGGCGGCCCUCAAGCUUCUCUUCCAAGUUCGCCGCCAUUGCCUCCCCAAACCACCCUCGUUUCCGCCCUUCCGCCAUAUAUCCCUUUCCUCCUCAACAAAUUCUAACCCUAGCCCAAACUCUGAAACCCCAACAAAACCCUCCGAAUCCGUUCCUGUCCAAACCGUAUCCUACCCUGUGAAACCCAGUGAGCCCUCCACGCCCGAUCAAGACCAGCACGAAAACCUUUCUCAGUCCCCACAGCUGCCGCGUCGCAACCCACCUCGCAACUCGCAGCCAGAAACACCGUCGAUAUGGACUCGCGAGGACAUCCGGUACGUCAAGGACGUGCCAUCAAUAUCCCCGGUGUCUUAUCCCUCCCGCGUGGCGCCACUUCCAGAGGAUAGGGUAUCCGGAGAAGGAGAAGAGGCGCCAAAGGCGAAAGGGGAAAGCGAAGAGAUGGAGAGAGAGGGGAAGAGAAUCGAGGAGGAUGUUCGGUUGAGGAGGGGGAUGUUUAGGGUUUUGGAGCAGGAGGAGAAGGUAGUGGUCCCUUUUCCAAUGCUCAUCAAGAAGAAGGAGAGGAAGGAGAAGCUAGCACCACUUGAUUUGAUGGAGGCUAUUCGCCUAGUGAAGGCUAAUGCCAAGAAGAAUUUUGACGAAACUGUUGAAGCGCAUGUAAGAUUGGGAAUCAAGAAAGAGCGAACGGACCAGAUAGUCCAUGGUAGCUUGAUUCUGCCGCAUGGUGUUGCCAAGGAUGUUAGGGUGGCUUUCUUUGCUGAAGGGGCAGAUGCAGAUGAAGCUAGAGCUGCUGGAGCUGAUAUUGUUGGUGGUGUUGAACUUAUUGAGGAAAUUGCGAGCAGUCACAAGUUUAAUGUCGACAAGUGUUUCUCAACUCCUCAAUUGGUGCUGCGUCUAAAUAAGAUAGCAGGCUUUCUUAAAGAGCGUCAUCUUUUGCCAGACCGUAAACACAAUACUGUGACUAGUGAUGUUGCUGGGGCAAUAAAAGCUGCACGACUGGGUCGCAUACUUUUUAAAAUGGACAAAACAUCAAUCGUGCAUGUGGGACUUGGCAAGGCGAGUUUCACAGAGGAGUUUUUACGUGAAAAUAUUGGUGCCUUUAUGAAUGCUCUUUUGCUUGCAAAGCCUCCAAGCUUAAAGAAGGCUUCCAAGUAUGCGGGAUACGUGAACUCCUUCCAUAUAUGCAGCACGAUGGGUCCAGGAUUUCCUAUAUCAAUGCAAUCAUUAUCCAAAGCUGCGGAUAACUACAACAAAGCCCACCUUAAUUGAUUCAGUGCAAAUUUGAGCACAGAUUAAAAUUUUCCGGAAGGUCCCUCACCCAUUCUCUUUACUCUCUGAGCAAGUUCUUUAUUUUGAGUCAUGUAAUGAUAGUUAUAUUCUGGCUAGGUAUUUCACUGCGCAAGGUUUUGAUAUAAAUUUAUGCAAGAUAGUUGAAUUAUGGCUUGGAUUAUCGACUGAGUAUCAAUUUAAUUUUACAUAGAGUUGUACCGUGCUGGUUUUAUAUAGGGCAGGAUCAUUGGAGUUCUGGCAUUUA